GUGCAUCCUUCGGAGCAAAAUGCUACACCCCAAUCCCGGGGACCGCAUUGUUAAACCUCUGAAGGGUCUUUUUUCCCUUUUUAUUACCCUUUGCUUUGCCAGCAGGCUCUUUCUCGACAUCCCACAACGGGUCCUGAGAGUGGAGGGGAGGGAAUCGUCGACAAGCUGAGGGUUUCAGUCACGUUGCUAAAAAGGGAGAGCGCGAGCGACAGAGAAGGAGAAAGAGAAAUCAAUUGAUAUAAAGGCACGGGAAGAGUUAAAGAGUCAAGAGCAACGCUGCUCAACCAUGGAGAGUUGAACGGAGCUGGAGGACGCAACGGUGAGGCCGCUCUCAACACAGCUCGGGGAUUGAGGCUCAGAACACGGAGUGAAUCGUAAAGAAUGCAAGCUGCUGGCCUGUCUCACCCAGUGAGAAAGUUUCCGCACUGCCGGAAGGGCAACAUUUGCCAAGCCUGAGCAUGCACCUUUGAGUGCAAACUAAAAGCAUCACUUUAGUUCUUUAUUUUUUUUUCGUCUGGUAUAUUUUAUUCUCUGAUCCGUGUGCCGCUUCCUGGAGACUUCUUCUGUUCGCCGCGCACAAGCGAGAGACUCCGAGGAAGGCAGGAGAACGGGGGUGAAGUUUUCCAAUGCUGCAGGUUUAUCCGAAGGACGCACUUUCUGAAUAACAGAAAAAAAGCUGAACUUUUAAACCCCACGUCCCACGGGGAGGCUGAUCGUUGAGGUUUGCUGCAGCGUUUCGCGCCGCGGGACUGCAGACCGAGCGCGGCUGAUUUCUUUUAGAAAACCAUCAAGUGGUUACGGGACUAAUGCAUGACAUCAGUUAAGCAACUGUGGUUUCCGAAGUGAUCCUCUAAGAGUGCCUUCAACACCUUUCUAUUCUUCUCAGACUGACACACCACUAUGUUACUGAAAGAGUACAGGAUCUGCAUGCCUCUCACUGUGGAAGAGUACAGGAUAGGACAGCUGUACACCAUCAGCAAGCACAGCCACGAACAGAGCGACAAGGGGGAAGGUGUGGAAGUGGUUAAGAAUGAACCCCAUGAAGAUCCCGUUCAUGGAAAAGGCCAGUUCACUGAGAAGAGGGUCCAUUUGUCCAGCAAACUCCCUAGCUGGGCUAGGGCGGUGGUACCCCGAAUAUUUUAUAUAACAGAGAAGGCAUGGAAUUACUAUCCUUAUACAAUCACAGAAUACACGUGCUCCUUUCUGCCAAAAUUCUCCAUUUACAUUGAGACCAAAUACGAGAACAACAAUGGAUGCAAUGAUAACAUUUUUGACUCUGACAAAAACCACAUGGAUCACGAGGUGUGCUUUCUAGACAUUGCCUACGAUGAAAUCCCAGACCGUUACUACAAGAGUUCAGAGGAUCUCAGGUAUUUUGCUUCAGUGAAGACAGGCCGAGGCCCUUUGAAGGAGGGUUGGAGGGAUGAACCCUCAACCAUCAUGUGCUCAUAUAAACUCGUUACUGUCAAAUUUGAAGUCUGGGGUCUUCAAACAAGAGUGGAACAGUUCGUGCAGAAGGUCAUCAGGGACAUUCUAUUAAUAGGGCAUCGACAAGCAUUUGCCUGGGUGGACGAAUGGUGUGAUAUGACGAUGGACGAAGUUCGCGAAUACGAGAAACAAACUCAGGAAGCUACAAAUGAGAAGAUUGGAAUUUUGGCCCCCACCAUCUCCAUCAGUGAGGCUGCCCAGCCCCCAGCCACACGCAGCGCCCCUGCCAGUGCACCCUCCACACCGCUGAGCGGCGACCCACCAGACUUCCUCAGCGUGCCAAAGGACAGACCACGGAAGAAGUCCGCCCCAGAAAUGCUGACCUUGCCCGAGCUACGAGAGCGAUCGGCGAACAAGUAAAGCCUGCUCUGUAGCCAGCGGCAACACUCUUUGUGACAUUUCGGUUGUUGAAUUUAUUUAAUGCUACUUAACUGAAAAAAAAAGCCAUCUGUUAAGGGAUUCUUUAAAGCUUUAGCCUGUAAAGAUACUGUGCUAUGAUCUUUACAACAGCAAGCUUGCAUUAAUACUGACUGGCCAUAAGAUUAGCAUUCUUAAUUUGUGAUAGGGAUUGGGAUAAAGCUGUGUUUAAUGGUAUUGCUGUAUUUUACUAAAUUUUCUUUAAAUUCCUUUUUAGGACUUCUAGGCUGACUCAGGACUUAGUGUUAGCAUGACUGAUAGUGUGCACGGUCAUAUUAAAGCACUUCUGUGACAUAUUGUAUUUACAAAGGCUUUAAUCUACACUCAAUGGUCACUUUAUUAGGUUCAGGAGUGAAAGCCAGUGUGGUCUUUGGCUGAUGUAGCCAACACACUUCAAAGUUCGACAGGUUGUGCAUUCAGAGAUGUCCUUCUGCACACCCCUAUUGUCUGUCAUCUUCCAGUCAGCUUGAACCAGUCUGUCCAUUCUCCGCUGGCCUCUCUUCAUUAACAAGGCAUUUUUGCCCACAGAACUUCCUCUCCCUGGAUCUUUUUUUUGUUGUUGUUUGCACCACUCUCUGUAAACUAGAGACUGUUGUGCAUGAAAAUCGUAGGAAAUCAGCAGUUCCUGAGAUACUCAAACCACCCCAUCUGGCACCAACAAUCAUUCCAUGGUCAAAGUAACUUAGAUCACAUUUCUUCCCAUUUUGUUGUUUGGUCUAAAAAAAAACAAUUGAACCUCAUGACCAUGUCUGCAUGUUUUUAUGCAUUGAGUUGCUGCCACAUGAUUGUCUGAUCAGAUAUUUGAAUUAACAUACAAGUGUACAGGUGUACCUAAUAAAAUGGUCACUGAGUGUAACUGUCAUUACUGAAAAAAAGGAAGAGGGGUGAAGUGAACCAAAGUCAAACAAGUUCAAGUAGCUUGUGAGCAUAAGGUAGAAUAGAUAAGGACUUGUUUAAAUGGGGUAAGUAUCAUCCCAACUUGGCGUUCGGAAGUGAGGUGCAGCGAAAAUGUGUUUUUCCUACAUUAGGCACUGAAUGUUUUCAGAGGACUCACAAGUGAAGCUGCUGCAUACAUUGCUGAAGCUUCCAGCAAGUUUCGUUCUUGGGACACGUAUUCUCUCCUUCAAGAGGUCUAUACAAAAAGCUUGAAUAAUGUCCCAGCAGCUGAAGGGGUCAAUCUAACAAUUUCUGUUUGUCCUACCUCCAAAUCCAACACCCUCUCCUGUAUAACCCUAUGUAAUUCUUCCUUCCAAACUACAGCUGUGUUCAAAUAAAGAUUCAUUCCUUCACCAUAACCCAUCUUUUCCCGGACUUCCAGAAUUCCCACUGUGUAGAACUUGAAAGCUUUUAAUAUCUAAUUUAGGCGUCGACCAGCUAAAACCAAUUUCCUCACACCAUCAAAGUUUCCCCAUUGAGGGAUGGUAUAAUUCAUGGGAUGACCUCCAGCAGGAUAACCUCAACAGUGUCUUCUGAACCCUGUGACCUCUGCUACCUUGGAGGACGAGGGCUACUGGUGUAUGAGAAGACCACCACCUCCAGUUUACCCUCCAAGUCACAUGCCAUCCAGGUUUGAACAGGUACUAUUCCUUCAUUGAUUCUGGAUGUAAGCCCUGCCAAAACCACUCUCAGAGCAUACCUUCAGAAUGCAGCAGCUCCAGAAGGCUGGACAUACUACCUUCUCAAGAUUUUUUCUGUAUUUAUAUGGCCUUAAUUUAUCUGGUCAUUUUGUCUUUUCAGAACUGUGGAGUGAGUGUGGUGAUUUCCCAUCAACCUCUUAGCAAGGGUCAUUUCAAUACUUCCCAUUCUGUGAGGACAGGCGGUCACUCCUCAUCAUGACUUAACUUGAAAGUUCUCAAAUUUUUUAAAUAUCGUCUACCUUAUUUAUUUUGCCACUGGGUUUGAUAAGCUGCCAUCCAAACUGUUUUAAAGCAGGGGUCCCCAACCUGGGCUCCAAGAUCCACUUGCUUACUGGCAUGAAAAGGUUUAGGGACCCCUGUUGUAUAGGAACAGCAAACUGCAUUUUUAAUUGCAUUCUUUGUGACUUGACAAUGACCCCCCAGCAUACUUUAUUUCACAUGAAUUAAUAAUGCCACUGUGCAAACUGACAUAUUGAUCACCUCAGGACUGACAAUUAACAUAUAACUUUAACAAAUUAAGGAAGGAUGUGUUUGUGUAGCAGUAAGUUACCCAACUGACAGUCAUAGCUCUAGGCCUUUGUUCCAGAAACAUGAGUUUAAAUCCCACCAGGAAAGCUGGGAAACAUAAAUCUAUGUACUUAAGUAAAUCUCCAGUUAAAGCUGGUUUAAACACCAGUAGCUAUGAAGUGCUGGCUUGUAAAAAAAACUAUUUGAUUCACUGUGGAGCAAAGAAACUUGGCAUCAUUAACAAAUUGGUCCUGUAUGAGACUCUAGACCCACCAGUGUCUAUGACUCUGAACUGCAUCAUCAGUAAUGGAUGGACAAUAAAUGCUGACAUUUCCAGUAAAGUCAACAUUUGUGAAUGAGUGGUAAACCUAACUGAGCUAACAUAGAAACACAGAAAACCUAGAGCACAAUACAGACCCUUCAGCCCACAAAGCUGUGCCGAACAUGUACUUACUUUAGACAUUACCUAGGGUUACCCAUAAUCCUCUAUUUUUCUAAGCUCCGUCCAGGAGUCUCUUAAAGGACUCUAUCGUAUCCACCUUCACCACCAUCGCCAGCAGCCCAUUCCAAGCACCUUAAAACUGUGCCCUCUCGUGUUAGCCAUUUCAGCCCUUGGAAAAAACCUCUGACUAUCCACACAAACAAUGUCUCUCAUCAUCUUAUACAAUUGAGCGACCCUUUGCUGUGUAGCUCAUCAGUAUGAAGUAUGGACUGGGCUUGACAUUAUACUUGAGUUUCACUCUUUGACCAGGAUGGUUCCAAAAAUAGGGUGGCAUGGUAGAGUAACAUAGGACAUUGAACAUUACAGCACAGUGCUGGCCAUUCAGCCCACAAUGUUGUGCCAAUCUGUUAACCUACUUUAAGGUCAAUCUAACCGUUUCCUCUCCAACAGGCCUCGAUUUUUCUAUCAUCCUUGUGCCUAGUUAGAAUUUCUUUAAUUUCCUUAACAUAGCUACUUCUACCACCAACCCUGGCAGCACAUUUCAUGCACCUGCCACUUACCUCCUGGCAUUCCCCACCAUACUUUUCUCCAAUCACCUUAAAAUUAUGCCCCCUCAUAUUAACUAUUUUUUGCCUGGGAAAAUGUCUCUGGCCGUCCACUCGAUCUAUGCUUCUUAUCGUCAGGUACAUACCUCUCAUCGGGUACAUUCUCCAAAGAGAAUAGCCCUGGCUCCAUCACCCCAUCCUCGUAAGACGUGCUCUCAGGCAGAAUCCUGGCACAUCUCCAAAUGCCUAUACCGCGCCAGCGACCUGGGUUCAAUUCCACCACUGUAAGGACGUUCUUCCUGUGAUGGUGUGGGUUAGUAGAUUCAUUGGUUACAUGGGUGGAAUUUAGUGCUGUUCACCCCUUUUAGAAGUAAAGAAAAAAUCAGAGCAAGUCAGGCAUUGGUUUCUGAGUCCUUGGAUUGAGCUCAUUCUUAUUAAACAGAGGUGAUACCACAUGCGUCAUUGCAAUGCAGGUGUGCUAGACACUGGUGCUUUCAGUCAUAUCAUCCUUCAUGACAUCCCUUUCAAUGUUUUUCUUGUGUCAUAGUAUAUCAGUGUGGGCAUCAACUGAUAGGGAUGGGUUUCUCCACUCUUCCUGACUUUACCAGACUCUCCAACAUCCCUUUCUGGUUCAAAGGCCUUCAGUCAUCUUAUUUCCAAAGGAGUAACAGCACGGUAGAAUAGAUGUUAGUGCAACACCACUGCAGCAUCAAUGAUCAGGAGAUUCAAUUCCUGCUGCUGCCUGGAAAGAGUUUGUAUUUUCUCACCAUGACCGUGAGGGUUUCCUCCGGUUGCUCCAAUUUCCUCCCACGGUCCAAAAGCGUCCGAGUCAGGGUUAGUAAGUUGGGGACAUGGUACAUUAGUGCAGGAGUAUGGUGACACAUGCAGGCUGCCCCAGCACAUCAUCAGACGUUCAUGUAAAAGAUGCUUUUCACUGUAUGUUCCGAUGUACGUGUGACAGAUAAAGCUAAGGGUAAAUCUAAAGCUGUAACUGCAUUCAAUAUGAAGACGCAGACAGUCUCCAGUAAACCAUUCUGAUUUCACUCGUAGGUUGUCAGUAAAUUCUCCCGCCUCAUCAUCAAGGAGUUUGACUAAAGUUACCAUUAGUUUCACUGCAGCCUUCACUUGUCUGGUUUUCUGUGCUUUUGUGAGAAAUAGUUCAUUUGGAUUUGCCCACAUAGGUGAUUCCUCACUUCACUGUGGGGAAGUGCCCAGAUGCUGAAGACCUCUGAUGUUUAGGAAAGGUGAAUGAGACGGUCACCAGUCUGGGGCAUUUCUGUAGACCACAUGGCAGUGCUGAUAAAGCUAGGAACAGGACAUUAUACUGCCUUUUGGAGAGCAACCCAAGGGGAAUGAAAGCGAUUCUUUGCUUCUUAAAAGAAGCUUCAUAAUUCUGGAUUGACUGCCAUGUUUCACUGGAAAUGCAAAUCAAGAAUGUUGCUUCUGAUGAUGAUAUGAAAAAAGCAAUCAAACGGAAAGACCGUGUGACCAAAUCAUUGUUAGCCACCAGAACUAAGUUAUUGUCAGUGGCCAAAAGCUGUAGCAGCAUUCCAAUGAUUCUCUUACCUGGUUCAAUCUGACUUGAGGGAAAUGCUAUGGCAACCAGGGUUAUUUUUUAUUUGGUCCUGGACCGUAUCUCCAUGUUCUAGUGAGUGCUGUUGAUUUGGAAUGACUCAUCUUGAAAUGCAGCUGUGCUAUUUCUACACGGGACAGAUUGUACAAAUGAUGACACCAUGCACACUUGCUACCUUCUGCACGGGGGCUGCAUAACCCAUUGAAAUCACCAUGCAAGGCUGAGUUAACAAUGUGUAUAUAAGGAAAUAUAAUGCAACCAGUUGUGAAUGGCCUUCAUAUGAGUGUCAAUUGCAGUAGCUGUAAAUAGUACAGAAGAUGUAUAAUUUUAGUUUAAUGCAUUGAUAAUACUGAAAGUAAAGAGAAAGUCUUAGCUUCAUACGUAAUAGUUGUUGUCCAUGGUGGUAUAUGAAUAUAUUGCUACAUAUUAAUGGUUCUGGGAUUUGAACUUUAGGGAUUAAGUUAUAGUUAGGCUUCAUGAGUGUACCGAAGAGUAAGGGAUUUGCUUAUAUUCAUUAAAACUAUUGUGUAGUUACACUUUUGAAUAAUAAAAGGUAUAUAAAACAGUAAA
Messenger RNA from Hypanus sabinus (Atlantic stingray), 7179 nucleotides. RefSeq names its product cytoplasmic phosphatidylinositol transfer protein 1-like. The transcript has 10 exons. Gene Ontology annotation, biological process: phospholipid transport. The coding region runs from base 901 to 1848 and encodes 315 amino acids. Gene Ontology annotation, molecular function: phosphatidylinositol transfer activity; phosphatidylinositol binding. Lineage: Eukaryota; Metazoa; Chordata; Chondrichthyes; Myliobatiformes; Dasyatidae. The record is from RefSeq and is a predicted model, not a curated record. Gene Ontology annotation, cellular component: cytoplasm.